Musca vetustissima is the source of this 284-nucleotide messenger RNA. RefSeq lists its product as uncharacterized. The transcript has a single exon. Bases 52 to 282 code for a protein of 76 amino acids. Gene Ontology annotation, molecular function: chitin binding. NCBI's taxonomy places the organism in Eukaryota, Metazoa, Arthropoda, Insecta, Diptera, Muscidae. Gene Ontology annotation, cellular component: extracellular region. The record is from RefSeq and is a predicted model, not a curated record.
GUAGUUGUUCUUUGCGCCCUUGUGGCCUUUGUCUCCGCUGCCGAAGUACAAAUGGGCCAUUUCGAACCCCAAGAUAUUUAUGCUGAACCCAAUUGUGCCAUUGUCAAGGAUCACAGCCGCAUGUUCCGUGAUAUUUCAGAUCCCACCCACUAUUGGAUUUGCCCCGAGGGUCAAGCCAAGGCUUCCUAUAUUCAAUGUCCACCAAAUGAGGCCUUCAUGGAAAAACCACAAAAGUGUGUCCCAUGGGAAGAAUGGAAGUGGGUUGAACCUUACACUAAAUAAGU